Messenger RNA from Seminavis robusta, 3326 nucleotides. NCBI's taxonomy places the organism in Eukaryota, Bacillariophyta, Bacillariophyceae, Naviculales, Naviculaceae. The record is from the annotation of a GenBank genome assembly.
CCAAAAACCUGGAAUUACCCCCUUUUUUUGAACGCAGGAGUCAAGGUUUUCAUGUAGCCUCCGUGCUUUGACUGAGGGCUAGCCUCAACAAGAGCCCAACCAACACCAUCCAACAGGGUGCCAAUGCCAACAACUCCAUGUCAACCCAAUAACUUUGGACCUGAAGCUGUAGAUAUCUCAAGAAUACCCAUCAGGACGCAGUGGCGGAAGGAGGCCCACUUUGCUGCAAGUUUGUCAUUGUCGUCUUAGCCAUGUUCUCGAACGUAGUCAUCGUUUUCCUACGGCUAAUUCGAGAGCGGCGUCGGUUGUUGAUGAAUGCUUGGGUGCCACUCGAUUUUCUAGCACAUGAAAUCGAUGUUGAGAUCGACGAUGAGGAUUCCCCGGUAAGCACGAAAGUGCUUCGGAAAGAACUGCGCAAUGCCCACCUCCUUGGACGUCCCUUCGUUCCGUCGGAUGAUCCAAGCCUUCAGGAUAUGGCGCAGAUAACGACAACAAAGAGAAGAGUGAGCCAUCGAAAAGAGUCACUGGUUAGCACAAAGGAUGGAACCAAAAAGAAAGACUUUCUUUACGUACAACAAAAGGGGAAGAAGCCAUUCAAAUGGCCAGACACUGACGAUAAAGUGCAGGUACACUUUCAAAAGCAAUACGACUUCUUUGGACGGCGGUUGCCACUCAUUAUCUCGACAGAGGAAGCCACAGCAAACACUGACAAUGAGCAAGCUCCGAGAGCUGUAACGCCAACGGAAUGCGAGCCAAUUCAAAUGCAAAAAAACCGCGACGUGCGAGAGUUGCUUCAAGGUAUCGUCGACGACUCAGCUCUUGCACAGAUCGACGAAGCAUCCGUCGCUUUGCUUCGAAACAGAGUGAAAGAUCUUGGACAUGGCCUCCAUAAGCAAUCUGUAAAGAAUAAAUACAGUAGUGAGACCGAUAUGCAAUACAAAAAGAAGGACAUCGCAACACUAGACGAAGAUCUUUACUCAACACUUACUCAUGAGUUUAGUAUUCCACUCUCUCUUGACGCCUUUAAAGCCCUUGGGUCUGCAGUCAACAUGGUAGCUGAUGAUGUGCCAGAGGCUCGGGAGUGCUUGCUUAGCAGCAUUGGUCUCAAUUCCAAGGCAGCAGCGAAGCCAUCGAAUAGGGGACUCAUGAAGGCUAUUGUCCCAUCAAAGACUCAAGGACGACUUUAUGCAAACGCAAAGACUUGGAUGCCAACAGCCUUGAGUGCUGCCGUCCACAAGGAUUCUGCUCUUAAACAGCGAGAUGCUGUUGUGGCAUUUGCGAAGGUCCUGUCGAUCGUAGAUAAUGGAGCCUUUGGUGAAGUUUGUGCAAUGAAAUGGAAAGAGACAGCACGAAAGAUCGAUCCUUACCAUCAGAAGGCUCUUCGCGCUGAGUCUGGAAUGUCUGAUCGACAGUUUGAAAUUGUGCGCAAGUAUACAAUCCAUCACCUUGGUCGUAACUUUUGGCAACCGAUGGAGGCAGUUAAGGCUCUAGACAGCGAGUGCUUUCCCCCUUUUUCCGUCAAGUUUAGAGACAACCAUCGAAACAGAGCUUGUUGGUACAGACCAAUUGAUAAAGCGUUCAAGUGGUUGCUCAACAGAGAUCUUGCCAGCCCUCGAUCAACAAAACUGACUCGAGCCAACCUGAGCCAACUCGAAGAGUGUCACAUACUCUUGGGCGGAGAUCAUGGCCAAGGAGCAUUCCGCGUAGUUGUUACAUUGCUGUUGUUCUUCAAAGAUUGCACGUUGGCAUUUGAGGGCGACAUGCUGUGUGGCUUUAUCGAGUGCCAAAAAGACACAUAUGCCGUCCUCGAACGGACCAUUACAGAUCCUUUGAACUGCUCAUUGAAGAGAAUUGGAAACGAGUUAGCACUCUGUGAAGCUCCUGACGGGAGCAUAUAUGCUGCUUGGGGCUGCAACUCACCUACUGUCAGAGCCUAUCGUGGAGUGGUGCUUCGUACAGUUCCUGUACAGAUGUUUGUGGUCGGAGACUGUGCCUUUCUUUUGCUGGUGCAGGGUAGAGAGGCUUGCUCCACGUAUUGGUGCCCUUUCUGUGAGUGGGGAAGGGAUGCGUGGCAGACCCACAAGAUGAAAGGCUGCACUUGCAAGAAAGGAAAGCAAUGGACUCUUGAAUCGAUGAUGGAAUGUCGCCAUAUUUGGCAAAUCCAGAAAGAGCUUGGGCCGGCUCCAUCCAAAGCACAGAUAAAAGGAACAAAGGAGGACCCCCUCUUUGACAUUCCACUCGAAAACUUUCUUGUUGGACCUCUCCAUGUGCUGGACCUCUUUGUCAAUUCAGCCAAAGCUUUGCUUGAUGAGUACGUGUGGUGGAGAGUGGAGAACAUUUCUGUUGAGUUGGAGAAAGCACGAGUAGCCGAAGCGUUGACAAGGAUGGCUCUGGAAGUCGCUGUAGAGGCAGAGAAUCAAGCGAAGCAAGAUCUCGAUCAAGCAAAAGCUGCUGGCGGUCCUCAAUCAACUGCAACUGCACAAGCGACACUGCUUUUCAAUGAGGCUGAAUGCAGCACGAAGGCAGCCAAGAAAAUUGCUGAUAAGACUGCAGCCAAGGCCAGGUCAACGGAGAAACUCAAAGAGAACCGACUUCUGAAUCAGCCCGUCCGACAACAGAUGGAUGGCAUGUUGGCUGAAGAAUUUCACCUCCUCCCAUCUGCUUAUCAUGGAGGAGAUAUGGUUGGAAAUUACUGCCGCAAGCUAAUUCGAGAGGCCGACAUUGUAAUGCCAGCCGUCAGAAAUCUUCUUCUUGGAAUUCCCAGAGCUGAGAGAAAAGCCGAUGAUGAGGAGAUCGAGUCAAAGAUUGAAGUCUCUCAUCAGGUUGGCAGGGCAACUGACCUUCGAUUUCGUGCUCUUGGUGGAAAUGUGGACAGAAAGAUUGCUUGUUCGCUCCAGUUUCAAGCCAAUCUUGCGGAUCCACAGGUCAAAGCGGCCCAAGAGGAGGUCAGAGCCGCACGGGCAAGAAAUUUCAGCAAAGAGUCAAAGCGAAAGCGCACGGAGAAGGCUGAAGGGCGAAAGAAGCAGCGCACACACUGCCUCGCGGAUAUCAUCCACGCUGAUCAAAUCGAAGAAGAUUUCCCCUUCAAGAUCAACCUAGAAAUGGCUGGGCUUCGGAAGGCUGCCAGCGCUGACACUACAGAGCAGGGAAGUGCAUGGAAGUGGACGUUAACAGCUCCGGUGGCCGUUCAAGCGGCGGCAAAAAGCGCCAUUGUGGAAAGAGGAGGAGCGAAUUUCGCAAUUGUGUUGGAUUGGCUGAAUCCUCCGGAUAAGCCGGCCAAAACUAAGAAAACAACAUCGUCAAUGACACGACAAACUCAAAGGUAG